CCACGUGGUCUCGGCGCUUGUGAAUUUCAAUCGCUGGAGGGACUCGGCGCAGAUACCGGUCCCGCCGCUGAGAUCGGGGCAGCCGCCCACAGAAGCGCUUUCCGCAGGGCAGGAGCCUCCCUGCUUUUGUAGGCAGGCUGCCGCUGCCGCCGGGGUCUUGGACAGACCAGCCGCAACCACCAUGAGCAAAGGCAGUCCCGAUCGGGAGAGCGGCGGGGCUGCACAGCCGCCGGGUCCCGAAGCAGCGGACUGAGACAGCGGCACCACCAAAGCCAGCAAGAGCAGCGGGAGGAGAAUGCAACGAGCAGGUCUGGCCGGGCUGGGCUCCGUGGCCGUGCUCUGGCUGCUGGCGUUGGCUUCCCUGGUGGGGCUGUGGAGCGGGCGGAUCGUGGAGCCGGGAGCCUUCGGACCGAGGCUCCCGAAAGAGCAACCCGAACUGGGCUUUGGAGGUAUCGAAGCAGCGCCGGCAGCUACAAGUCGCUUCCUCCGCCCUCCAAGUCAAGGCGCCCAGAAAACUUUCCGAGCGCUGCUCACGCUGCCGGGACAGCCAACGGAGCCUCAGGAGGGGCCAGGCGAAAGCGGGCAGGAGCCGCCGUCGCCGCCGCCUCUUUCUUUGGAUCAUUCUCUGCGGGAGAAGCAAGGGGCGAAGGGCAGCACGGAGCAGCUUCCCGCCUCCCCGGUGCGCGGUGGGGUCUUCUGGAGCAGGGCGCUGGAGGCUCAAGUGCCCGCAGGCUUCUCGGCAGAGGAGACGGCCUCGUGGCUGCGGGCGGCCCGGGAAGGGCGCGUCGUGUCGCUGGAGCGGGGCGGCUGCGGCCGUAGCUCCAACCGACUGGCCCGGCUCUCGGACGGGAGCCGCGCCUGUGUGCGCUACGGCAUCAACCCAGAGCAGAUCCAGGGCGAGGCGCUCUCCUACCAUCUGGCCGAGCUGCUGGGCAUUCAAGAGCGUCUGCCGCCUCUGGCGCUCGCCCGGGUGGAAGCCCGCGGUGGGCAGUGGGCGCAAGUGCGCGACGAGCUGCGCGGCUCCCAUUGGGCUGAGGGCGCCGUGGUGAGCCUCGCACAGUGGGUAGACAAUCUGACCGACGUGGUGGCUCCAGCCCCCUGGCGGGCAGAGGCGGGAGCGGCGGCGGGCAGGAGGCUGCAGCCCCUAACGGCGGGGGAGCUGCGGGGCCUCGGCCAAGCGCAGCUGGUGGAGUUGGUGCAGUGGAGCGACUUGAUCCUCUUCGACUACCUGACUGCCAACUUCGACCGGCUGGUCAGCAACCUGUUCAGCCUGCAGUGGGACCCGCGGGUGAUGCAUCGUGCCACCAGCAACCUGCACCGGGCCCCCAAUGGGGGGCUGGUCUUCCUCGACAACGAGGCCGGCCUGGUGCACGGCUACCGGCUGCUGGCCAUGUGGGACAAGUACAACGAACCUUUGCUGCGCUCCGUCUGCAUCUUCCGCGAGGCCACCGCCCAGCGGGUGCGGGAGCUGUACCGUCUGCGCAACGCGGCCUCCGAGCUGCUCAGACUCUACCGGACUCGGGAGCCCCUGGCAGAGAUCGUGGGCUUCCUUUCCGACCGACAAGCCCAGCUGCUCCAGGACCGCGUCGACUUUGUCCACAAGCACAUUUUGCACUGCAAAGCCAAGGCCGGCGCGCUGUGACCCGCUUUGCCGGCUUGGAUUUACGGGACUUGAAGGGAUCGAAGUAAAACAGCCGAGGUGGGAUUUUUUUCCACCUUCCUAGCACCGUGUAUCUGCAGGAGAUUAACGCUGGACCCCAGCAAGUUGAAGGUGGCUGGCAUGCACCCCAGCACUGUUGAAAUCUUGCAGAGGGAUAUGCGAACAGGCCUUGCUAAACUGAACUUUGUAAUUGAGUGCAUUUUUUUAGGGUGGGGGAGGGGAGAUACUUUAUGGUUCCCAGAUAUGUUGUUGCUGGGAUCCAUCAGCAGAAUGUGGUCUUCCUUUGUUUGAUGGUCACAGUUUAAAUUGCAGUCCCACAAGUAAAACGUCUGGCUGAGCAGCCUUCCACAGCCAGUCCUCCCAGCUUCACACCAUGAGAUCUGGGUUGGCUUAGAUUUUAUUUUUGUCAGUUUGAUGCACUUAAAAAUAUAUAUAAUUAGCCUUUUUAGGCAUUGGGUGUGAUGAUGCCUCUGAUACACCUGUUCUGCACUAUUGUCCGCUAUAAAACUAGGCCAGAUAAUAUUCUUCCAUUGCACAGUGUAGUUUUGUUUUUGUCUUUGUCAAAUCUAAUUCGUUAAUGUUCAAAAGUGCUUUGAAUGACCCAGUGAAUGGCCUGGGAGUACCUGACGCUGGAACUAAAUGGGUGUGGCCCUAAUACGUUCCUUGGGUGAGAGACGAUUUGGAGCCCCAUUUAAGAUCAAGGUAUAAUUAAAAGUGUAUAUUUGAACUGCUAUGUAUCUCCCUGUAUUAAUUUCACACUGGAUUUCUCUUUCUAGUGUGUCUUCCCCUUUAAUGGCUCUUAAGAGCUUCUCUUAAGAAUUCUCUCUAAAACACUCUGUACAAAUCUGUUGUCAGUAGUUGGAAGGCACCAGCUACCUUUUCCUUCCAGCGAGGAUCAGUAAGCACACAAGUUUCCCUGUCAAUGCUCUUUGUAGCAACAACAAACCCAUUUUCUUUUAAAUUGAAAAGCAUUUGUAAUCCAGUAACUGACACUGCAAUCUGUGACUGUCCCACUUAUGGAACUGCUUUUUCUUGUGGAUCUUCCUAGCCAGGACAGGCAUAUUGUCAAAAAUUAGUAAAAAUUGUGCUGAAAAAGUCACUGUUCUAGUAGCCCUUGACCCUAACCCGUGAAAAGCAUUUGGCAAAAUUCCUUAGUUUCUCGGUGUGUCUGUUUUUAUAUGUAACCACUACUGUACAGUAAAUAAUUGACUAAUGGGGUGAUGGAGGAGAAAAUAUUCCCAGGUUUGUAGUAUUGUCAGUGUAGUAAAAAAAAGUGAUGCAUUAAUCUGGAGGAGGGAAAAAUCAAUUUCAUGCACUUUAUUUUGACUUUUUUUUUUUAUAAAAAAGACCUUUUUAUUUUUUAAAAAGUUUGCAUUUUAGGUACAUGACGUAUGUUCUUCAGCUCUUCUGUAACAUACUAAA
Rhineura floridana is the source of this 3082-nucleotide messenger RNA. RefSeq names its product four-jointed box kinase 1 (gene FJX1). The transcript has a single exon. The record is from RefSeq and is a predicted model, not a curated record. Lineage: Eukaryota; Metazoa; Chordata; Lepidosauria; Squamata; Rhineuridae. Gene Ontology annotation, biological process: cell-cell signaling. The coding region runs from base 296 to 1642 and encodes 448 amino acids.